AGCGACAAUGAAAUUGCACCUUAUCGCUCCAGGGACUUAAAAGCAGGCUAUGACACCUCUCAGUCUUCUCUCCGCUUUGACAUAACCAAGUAGAUUGGCAUUUUGCAGACACUUAUGUAAAGAUAAUACGCAAAAACGUAUAUACUUAUACUCUGAAUAAAAAAAUUUUGAGAGGAAUUUAAAGAAGAAGCAAAUAUGAGAUUAACGUCUACUUUAUUAAGACACGUGGGAGAAUGGUCAAAGAAAUAUUCAAAUUUACCAGACAGUUAUAUACAGCGGGCUAUGGCACAGGUUUAUUGGAGAACACCUCGUAAGCCAAAUUAUUUGCCACGUACGAUUGAAAAGAAAAAUUUUCGUUUCUCCAUAUUUCGUCCAUGGACUAAUCAAUUUCAUCGUGAUAAUAGGCCUGGUAAGAAACACAAGUUCAUUCAUGUCGAGCCUAUUAAAGAUUGGAGUUUCUUUAGAGGUGAUAGGGUAGAAAUUUUAGAAGGGAAAGAUAAAGGAAAACAAGGGCUCGUAAAAGAAAUCUAUCAAGAAAGGAAUUGGAUAAUUGUGGAAGGACUUAAUACAAAACUGAGAUGUAUUAUGAAAGACAAAAACUAUCCUGGUACAUUUAUACAGGAGGAACAACCAUUACUAGUAACUUCACAGGUGCAAUUAGUUGACCCUUCAGACAUGCAAGGAACUCAAAUAGAAUGGCGAUAUAAAGAAGAUGGCGAAAAGGUUCGCAUAUCUCUGAGAACUGGUAGAAUAAUUCCUGUGCCUGUCGCGAGUGAAGAAACAGUAGAUUAUAAAUCUCAGAAGUUAUAUAGAGAGCAACCCAAAGAUACAAUUAAAGCCGAUGCAGAAAAAGUAACUUUUAUGCCAUCAUUAAAGACUUUUGAAAUGGAUAUCAUGGAUGAAAUGGGUAUUAAAGAGGACCGUAUUCAGAAAAGCUCUUAUUGGUAUUAAUCAUUGUUAUAUACAAUUUUCUGUUAUUAGUUUCUCUACACAAUUACAAUUUUUAAUAAAUAUAUUAAGUAAAUGAAAGAAUCAGAAUACA
Camponotus floridanus (Florida carpenter ant) is the source of this 1042-nucleotide messenger RNA. RefSeq names its product probable 39S ribosomal protein L24, mitochondrial. Gene Ontology annotation, biological process: translation. Gene Ontology annotation, cellular component: ribosome; mitochondrion. Gene Ontology annotation, molecular function: RNA binding; structural constituent of ribosome. The record is from RefSeq and is a predicted model, not a curated record. NCBI's taxonomy places the organism in Eukaryota, Metazoa, Arthropoda, Insecta, Hymenoptera, Formicidae. The transcript is spliced from 5 exons. Bases 196 to 951 code for a protein of 251 amino acids.